Molecule: messenger RNA, 1890 nt
Organism: Diaporthe amygdali
Lineage: Eukaryota; Fungi; Ascomycota; Sordariomycetes; Diaporthales; Diaporthaceae
Exons: 7
Coding region: 1-1890 (629 amino acids)
Source: RefSeq, a predicted model, not a curated record
AUGUCUUUCGAAUCCAGCCCAAGCUCCUUCUCAAAGGCUGUCGUGGAGACGACACUUCUCAUCAAUUCAAGCAAUCCCACCAUCGUGGGAACCUGGGAUCUCAGUAGCCCCAGUACUAAAGAAGCCGCCUCGAUUCGAGUUCGAACCGUCGAUCGUAGAUCGCUAGAGACUCUAGGCCCCGACGGAGAUCACAGGACCAAGGUGCCUGAUAUUACUGGACCGAAGGAGUACCGAGCAAUUUGCAAGCUGUUCAUGUCCUACGUCGACGGUGGAAGCGAUGAAUUCAUAGGCACUGGCUGGCUGAUUGGAACGGACAUUAUUGCUACCGCCGGCCAUUGCUUGUACGACUCGGCGUACAAUGGUGGAUAUCUGCGCUAUAUCAAGUGCUAUUUUGGGUACCAAGGCCCAGCUUCUGUUGGUAGCUGUGUCUACCGUUGGGGCAUUGCGGCCGCUGCCCCAGCCGAGUACCUCAAAUCGCCCUCUUCAGAGGUGCAUGACGUUGGAUUUAUUCGGUUGAAUGAGCCGGUCCAGGGCAUCGAACCUUUGAAUUACAAUCCUACACCUGCUCUUGCCGAGUCGCGUCUCGGCGUCGUUGGAUAUCCAGGCGAUGUUGACUUUGGACACACCAUGUACGAGCAUUGGGCCAACGUGCAAAUUGACCUAGCCAAGACUGGGAACCUUCUCGCAUACAAAGUUGAUACAACUCCGGUUGGCGUUCAUGUCGCAGGAGGCUAUCCCAAUAUCGGCUCAGUCAUCGGGCCAUUGGGAAACAGGUUUGAAGAAUACAUUCUGGCCUUGAAUGUCAAGAAAGGAUAUCAAACAACAUCAGCCAGUGUGGUGUCGACUGCGGGAUCUACGGGCAAACCUGUUGCGCCGGGAUUUCAAUUAAUCAGUAUAAAACCAUCCGCAACACCAGUCGAGUCCUAUAUAAAUCCAGGCCACGGAUCUAGCGCAUCUCUCUCCCCUGAGAGCACGGCCGCUCUAAGCGAAAGCCAGCGAGCCAUUGUUGAGCUUUUCGGACAGGUUAAGGAAAACAAAAAGACGAAUGGUGUCCGUAAACGACCAACAGCCACGGGACAAUUUUUGAAAUUCCCAGAAUCUCUCAUUGUCCCUGGUCCCGAAGCGGACCUACCAGCGCCAGAUUAUGACAAGGCUAUCGCAAAUGCCAAGCAGCAGGACGACAUUCAAACAAUCUUCUUCGUCGACUUCCCCUUGGAGCUGGAGGGUCAGGCCUUGACCGAUCUACAAAAUCUCCAGAAGUCAGUACAGUCCUGGCAGGCUUGGUCCUCUACAAUCUGCGAGGGAAAAGUCCAACAACAAAUCGAUGCCAAGGCUCUUCCUGGUGACAACAAGGGCCAGUUUGCUCGGAGCACGUAUCGUGCUAAGGUAUUUGAUUAUCUUUUCCGCAGGAGCACUUGGUUCGCAAAGACUUUUGAUCAGGCCAUGAGCAAGCAUAUUGAGACCAAGACAGUCGAAUUCCACUCCGAAAUUCUUACCAAAGUUCUCGAAGGAUUUUCUAUUCCGACCUCAGUAUAUUCGACCUUGGAGCUGCUGUUAAAUCAGAUCAGCAACGGUAUUAAGCUAUCAAAAUCCUCGGGAACUGAGGCUCAGCAGUACUGGAUCAUGUUGACCAAAUAUAAUUACCAGAGCGUUACAAAGACAGUGCAGACGGUUGUCCGUGUGAUCCAGUUCCAAGUUAGUCAGGAGGCGCAGACCUACACGAGCAAUAAGGCGUCUUAUGAGUCUAUCUCUUUCGACCUUCAGUUCUCUCAGUACCAAGCCGAUUUCAACAACGACAUCUAUUCACAGAUCAGGACCAAGAUAGACCAAAAGCUGAUCGACGAUGGUCUUGCCCUUGUUCAAAACAAGACCAUGGAGAUUCCUGUCUGA